UAAAUUAAUCAACUCGAGGAAUACACCACAUUAAAGGGAAACCUGAGGAUGUAUAGAGUAUAACCCAGCCAAAGGAAUUAAUAAUUAAGAUGUGCAUGCUCCGCCUCUGGUUGAACGGAACCAUGUCAAGGGGUUAGUGUGGAAACAAUCACGCCGUUGUUUCAGCGCAGGUGGCUCCUUGUCAGCCCCGAAAUCAGCCCUCAUUCGUCUCUCCCUUCCCGCCCCCUCGCUCUCUUCCCUCUUCAAAGUUGUGCUUCUCUAACCUUUGCCGUUCAUUCGUUGUAUUCAUUCUUUCCAAUAUCUCCUGCCUAGGCCUUGAUGCGGCCUUUUUCGUUUUUGGCACCAUCACCUAUUGCGAUUCUCCUGGACUGAGAAUGGAAACAUCGGUCGCGUUCGAAUACCAAAUCCCGCUCUCUUAGCUCAUUCUUGCUCGAGGUCGAAACAACCGUUUGCGAAAAUUCGGAUAUCCUGAACUCGCAGUGCUGGCGUCGUUUAUGACAGCAUUUAGAAAAGUGACAUUCGUCCAUCAAAAAUUGCAGUCUGGUGCUGUCCGAUAUUGUUCCUCUUCUGAUUCCCUCCCACUGGCAACCCAGAGGAGAAAAGCAAUGACCUUUGCCUUUCCUUAUCGAUUAAAUCCGUUAGACCACGCGUUUCGAACCCCAAACAUCGUCAAUCCCUUUUCUCGAUAGCUCUGGUAGCUUUGCUGUCCUUUUUGGCUCUGCAUCCCUAUUCCUUGCAGUGUGUACACUGCGAUUACAUGGAUUACUUCUCUUACAAUUGUCGUUCAACGGACCAUCGAAUGCGAUGUCGCUCCCAAAGCCCCCUGUUCGCCUGGAAGGGCAUUGCUCCAUCAUUUUCGAUAAUACGCUCUAUGUCUAUACUCCCAAGGCUUUUCUGUCUCUACCGCUAAAGCGAAAUUCUAGUUGGAAGAAGCUUCCAAUGGGCGAGCCUGUGAAGGGCGCGACCUGCGUAAAGGGAAGUGUUGAUGGCAAUCCAAACAACCUCGGUUUCUACGUUGUUGGCGGGAAGAGUAGUUCUCCAGACUACCUUGGACUCCAGCGGUAUUCCUUUGCGGCUCGAAAGUGGGAAACCAUCUUUCCAGUUACAAAGGAUGUUCAGAAUCGUAUAGACCAUGCCGCGAUUUAUCUCAAUGCCUCUGCCUCUCUUCUCGUAUAUGCAGGCUCGCAAGUCGGAGACAAUAACCCCUCAACUCAGUCUUUCGUGAUUUCCGUCACACCCCCAUAUAAUGUGCAGUCCUAUAAUUCUUACGUUCCCCCUGCCUUUCGUCCGAUGUUAUUACCUUGGAGCGAGGAUAAGGCAGUUAUGAUCGGUGGCUCCCCACAGAAUACAAAAGUAUUUGCGUUCAGCGUUACAGAAGGGUGGCAUGACACAGGCGCUGCCCUACCAAAUCCACUGCCUGAUGAUCCCAGUGUGCAGUGUGCGAUGGUUUUUGGUGUUGACGGGAGCAGAAUCCUGGAAAUCUUUGAUAUGGGUAUCUCCCCAAACUUGGUUACUAAAUAUGCGAUGUUAAUGCCAGGAGGUACCCCGGCUCCACCUGGUCAACAAGUUGGGGCGGACAACUCAAACGCCAGAAGCAAACCUGCUAUCAAAAACCAAAAACGGGACGUUACUCUUGACACGUAUCCUCCGUAUGAUAACACUUUCGCUCCCACGACAACUCGUAGUGGGUUUUCGCUUGCUCAGGAUGCAAAUGGGUUGGUUGUCAUAUCCGGGGGAAGCGAACAAGAUUCACUAGUAAUUUUCGAUCAAUCAAGAAAUCGCUGGGUUGACACAAGCAAAUUUUUUGUCGGUACGACCACGAGUGUCGAGUCAACAAGCACGCCCACACCAUCCAGCACUCUUGAUCUGUCGACCCAGGUGGUGUUGACUGCAUCAUCUUCUCCAACAUCUUCGGAAACGUCUUCGGAUGUGCUGUCGAACAAUAACCAUGACUCCGGCAGACGAACUCUAACCAUAAUUGGCGCGACACUCGGAGCCCUUUUGGGUUUGGCGGCGCUUCUUAUUAUUCUCCUGCUACUUCUUGGAUGGAGAAAGCGCAGAAAUAAGUGUUCACACAAUGGAAAUGCUACACAUCGUUCAACCGACGGUGAUAAUUUUGAUUUCCAGGACCAAGGCAUGGAACCUUUGACUCGCAACGUUCAACCAAUGGGACGAGGCCCCGUUCCAUCGACAGACUCAUGGGCCAUAGUGACCGGUCAGGUGGAUGGCAGCAUUGCCAAACAGUCACCUACCGCGUUCAAUGAGCUGGUUUCUGAGAAAGGCCGGAGUCCAUUACGAAAUGUCGAAACGAAUUCACCUGAAAGAUUAUCUGCCGUGUCCCAACCGGCUAUGACGGGACCUUUCGAUGAUAAUCAGCGGCAGGAUCGACACACAGAUGAAGGAUGGAGCAAAUAUUUCCAAGCCAACCAACACACCAAUAGGCCUAGCGAUCAUUCUGUGCGGUCGACGGUUUCAUCCCAAGAAUCCAAGUCAGAUUACAGAGAUAGUUCAUGGCCGCAUGCUUCCGCCGAGGUUCCAGCUUUAAGCAUUGGAACUGUGGGACACCCACAGCCAUUAGGAAAAGUAGCGUCCGGUAGUCCUAGUACUGAACAUGCUCCGGAUUUUGGAACCCACGUCGCGCAGCAUGGUUUAACCGCAAAAAUAUCUAGCGGCGAUUCAAUUAGCGUCGCUUCAGAUGACGAUCAAGAUGAUAGGAUCAACAUGUCCGGUUCCUACCUACCACAUGGCGACCCGAAUAUGCCGUUUGGUGCUUUCAAAGAAGAACGAGUGGCAAGCAGUACUUACUCCGCGAGUCUCUACCAACCAAAUGACUCGAAUUCGUUUGUGGCAUCAUCCGGGGAACAAGAGCGUCCACUAACGCGGUGGCCGCAUGAGUCCCAGGGCUCUAAGUUUUCGGAGCAGCGUACUCCGCGUGCUCAGCUUAGUUCUGAUAUAAGUUGGCUCAAUCUCGGCAAGAACAGAUGAAACGUGGAGUUCACUUUUGAAAGCUCUAGCAGUUCCCCGAACCACCACACAAAAGUGCAAUGUCGAUGUGGCUGCAACCAUCAUUGAAGCUCUAUGAUCAGGGCCAGACUUGAUGCACAGUGUCUGGCUCCUUUCUUAGGUAGGGGGACCACUGACAUUCAGCAUACGCGAUGGUAAACACAUCUAUUGCCAUGACAAAACCCUAACGACUUGUAACAUUUUCAAUAUCACUUUUCCACCUUUUCAUUGAUAUUUUUCCAAUUUUAUGGUUGGACAAGGUGCUUGCCUCACCUCAAUAACCUUUACCUUCAAAUAUUUCCCGAUCUUGCUAAAUGGCCAACUUAUCACACUUGUCUUUUCUAGUUUUCAUUCAACUCUCCUUGGCUGGUGCUAUUUUGUCUAGUUGAGCAUUUCCAUCAAUCAACUAUUCUCUGGAUAGUUUUUUGAGCUGGUCUUCUCUGGUGUCCCUGGUUUUCACUCUCAGUGGCUGCUUCAGACAACUACGUUUCCCUCAUUUUGAAUUCCGAGUCUUUCUAUUUUUGGUCUUUCGAGAAUCCGGUUGGGAUGUACUCCGUACGUUGGACUGUAAUUUCUUUCAGAGCGGCAUGGACUAAUAAUAUACCCCGAAUCGUUGGGUGGGUCACGAAUAUGUAUAAAGUCGGACUCUACCGCCUCGCAUGAAUGUGUAAGUUUCUAUUUUUUGUUCUAACGCACUGUGCCGUACUUUUUAUAUAGAGGUUUAUUUUUAUACAUCCUCAUCUCUUUCUGUCUA
Coccidioides immitis RS is the source of this 3757-nucleotide messenger RNA. RefSeq lists its product as uncharacterized. Lineage: Eukaryota; Fungi; Ascomycota; Eurotiomycetes; Onygenales; Onygenaceae. Gene Ontology annotation, molecular function: protein binding. Bases 805 to 2985 code for a protein of 726 amino acids. The transcript has a single exon. The record is from RefSeq and is a predicted model, not a curated record.